AUGCCUGGAUGUCUCAUUAUUGGUAAUGGCGGUCGGGAACAUGCUUUAGCUUGGAAAGUUGCUCAAUCCAAGCUUGUUGAUCAAGUUUUCAUUUCUCCUGGAAAUGGAUGUGCAUUUCCUGAUGCAGAUAUUGAUCCUAAUGCAUCUGGGGAUAUUGUGUAUUUCUGUAAUCAGAAUGAUAUUGGUUUGGUCAUUGUCGGCCCAGAAGCUCAGUUGUCUCGAGGAAUCGUGAAUGAAGUUCAAAGUUCCGUCGCUAUCUUUGGGCCAACAAAGGCAGGAGCUAUGUUGGAGACUUCAAAGGUUUUUGCAAAAAACUUUAUGAGACAAUAUGAUUUGCCUACUGCGAGAUUCAAUGAAUUCUCGACGAUUUCUGAAGUGCAACACUUCAUUUCAAACUGUAAUUGGAAUGGGGUUGUUGUUAAAGCUGAUGGACUUGCAGCUGGUAAAGGAGUUAUUGUAGCAGAGAACAAAGAAGAAGCUUUCAAAGCUGCUAGCAGAAUGUUAAAUGGGGAGUUUGGUGAUAGCGGGAAGCAUAUUGUGUUGGAAGAACAGUUAUCAGGAUAUGAAGUUUCAGCUCUUUGUUUUGUUGAUGGAAAGAAUUUUCAAAGAAUGCCCUUAGUGAAAGAUCAUAAAAGACUUCUUGAUGACGAUAAAGGCCCCAAUACAGGUGGAAUGGGAGUCAUUGGUCCCAUUGCAGUUCCCAGCCAUGUGGAAAAUGAAAUAAAUAUGAUAAUCAGAAAAACAAUUGAUGGAUUAUUGGAUCAAGGCAUUGUCUAUAAAGGAGUUCUAUAUGUGGGUUUAAUGAUUACAACUAAUGGACCAAAAAUCCUUGAAUACAAUUGCCGUUUCGGUGAUCCAGAAACUCAGAUAUUGAUGAGAUUACUGAAAUCGGAUUUAUACAACAUUUGUUUGAAUUGUAUAAACGGAUGUUUACAACCUAUAGAAUGGAACGACAGAUUUGCAUGUGGGAUUGUGUUGUCAUCUCAGAAUUAUCCUUAUUCCGGUGAUAAAGGAACAGAAAUAUCAAAUAUUCCCAAAUCAAGUGACGAUGUUGUAACAUUUCAUGCUGGAACUGCUAGGAUACAUGAUAAAUUAGUAACAAAUGGUGGGCGCAUCUUGUGUGUUACAUCACUAGGGUUACUACCAGCUUCUGCUCGAACUUCCGCAUUAGCGGUAUGCGAGAAAAUUCAGUUUUCUGGAAAAUUUUUCAGAAAAGACAUUGGCAGCAAGUACGAAGAACCUCGUAUUUAUGAUUCUAUCUCAUACAGUGACUCAGGUGUUGACAUCAAUGAGGGAAAUCAGUUUGUGGAGAAUAUCAAGUUGUACAUACAAAGAACUAUGAAACCUGGAAUGAACCAGAUUGGAGGUUUCGGAGCUGUAGUAGACCUGCCAAAGUGUGGCUUUUCUGGAGAUAUUCAACUGGUUCUCGGGAUUGAUGGAGUUGGAACUAAAAUAGAAAUAGCUGACCAGGUGAACAACUACCGGUAUAUUGGAUAUGAUGUCGUUGGCAUGUGUGUGAACGACGUUUUAUGUCAUGGAGCAGUUCCACUGGCUUUCUUAGACUAUUACGUUUGUGGACACUUGAGAAGAGAACAGGCUCAGGCUAUUGUUCAGUCGAUAUCUGAGGCUUGCAUUGAAGCUGGAUGCACUCUUGUAGGUGGAGAAACAGCGGAAAUGCCUGGUGUGUACGGAAAUAAGCAAUGGGAUCUUGCUGGUUGUGCGGUAGCUGUUCGUCAAUCCAAUUGGCCUUUGUUACCUUUAUCAAAUAGUAUUGAACCCGGUGAUAUGGUGAUAGGAUUAACUUCAAACGGACUACACUCUAAUGGAUUUUCUUUAGUACGAAAAGUAUUUUCAUCCAACAGAAUAGAUUUUUCAACUGUGACGCCAUGGUCGAAUAAAACAUUUGGAGAAGAAUUACUGUCGCCAACAAAGAUUUAUGUUCGCCAACUGAUUGGAUUACUCAAGGAAGGAAAGAUCAAAGGAUGCGCCCACAUAACUGGUGGAGGUAUAAUUGAAAAUUCUGUUCGAGUCCUAAAUAGUAAUGGACAGGUGGCAUUAGAGGUUGAUGCUAGUUCAUGGGAUAAGCCGGCUAUAUUUCACUGGUUAGCUAGCAUGGGUCCAAUAGAAAAUGAAGAAAUGUUGAAAACAUUCAAUUGUGGGAUUGGAAUGAUACUAAUAGUAUCACCAUGCGAAACGAAAAAUGUGCUGUCUAUGCUCGAAGCUAGCCAUGAGCAACCCAAAAUUAUUGGCAAAGUCAUACCAAAAAGAGAUAAUGAUUUGAUCAAAGUUACAAAUCUGGCUAACUCAUUCACAAGGAUAUCUGUUGAGAAAAGGAAACAGAUACGUGUAGCCAUACUAAUAUCUGGAAAUGGCACAAAUAUGAUGAAAUUAAUUGAAAAUUCUCAGAAGCCUACCAGUCGAACUGAGGUCGUAUUGGUUAUAUCUAACAAAGCAGAUGCUAAAGGACUGACUAAAGCUCAACAAAAAGGAAUUCGAACUAUUGUUAUCCCGCAUACAAAAAUUCGCGAAGAAGGCGAUCUUAAGUUAUCGGAGGCUUUGCAAAUGGCUUCCGUUGAACUCAUUUGUUUAGCAGGUUACAUGAGAUUGUUAUCAGCCGACUUUGUUCAAAAAUGGAGAAACAGGAUAAUCAACAUUCAUCCGUCUUUAUUACCAUCUUUCAAAGGUGCUCGUGCGGUCAAUGAUGCUUUAUCUUUUGGUUGUAAGAUAACUGGAUGUACAGUUCAUUACGUUGAUGAAGAACUGGAUCAUGGCCCGAUAGUCAUGCAAUCACCAGUUGAAGUGGCUGAAAACGAAACUGUAGAUAGCUUGCAUGAAAAAAUACAAGAAAAGGAACACGAGCUGUUUCCUCUAGCCAUGCAGUAUGUUGCAGAGAAGCUUCUGUUGUAA
Molecule: messenger RNA, 2907 nt
Organism: Auanema sp. JU1783
Lineage: Eukaryota; Metazoa; Nematoda; Chromadorea; Rhabditida; Rhabditidae
Source: the annotation of a GenBank genome assembly